GCACCGAACUAGGCAGCAGUGAUAGAAGACCGCCGCCAAUGAAGAUACUAGAUAUUCACAUUCAGUCCUUUUGAAAUCGUUGAGCUUUUGAGGGUACCUGUAAAUUCCAAACAUAUUCAUUCAGCUUCAAGCACCGUCUGAUCGAGUGCCUAAAUCGCAAAUCACGUAUUCGGGACGAUUUUGGAUUUCAUUUCCAUCAUUCCGUCACGUCUUGGGAAACAUUCUCGUCCUCAUUGCUAUAAUAUGCGUCCAAAGUGUGAGGGGAACUUAUUUGUAAUUAUGCCCAAAGUAACUCGACGCAGCUAGUGCUGCAUAUAAGCCAUAAUGUGAUCGGGAGUGGCGGAAAGGGAGCAGCGUAUUUGAGGAAUGCUGUGCCCCGUCCGACGGGCAGGGACAUCGUUCAACCUUCACAUCAUUUCCAGUCUCGUUUCGGUGUCAUGGCUCCUACCAUCGUCGUGGCGGGCGCGACCGGCAACACCGGUCAGCAUGUUGUGGAAACGCUGUCCAUUUUACUUGAGAAAGGAGGUGCCUUAUCGGGUCACCGGAUCGCCGCUCUCACACGGUCACCAAAGGGCCCCAUCGCACAGAAGCUCGCUCAGCUCCCCGGCGUCGAAGUGAUAGAGCAGAAUUGGAUCAACGUCACUGCUAACUGGCUCCGUGAAAACGAGGUAGUCAGGGCCUUCGUUGCACCGGUGGCUCAGCUCAGCCAGUUUAUCGAAGAGUCGGGCUUUCUCGUCGCUGCGCUUCAGGCAGGCGUCAAAUACGUCGUACGGAUCUCCACGAACACGCCAAACGUUCGACCAGAUGCCGUUCCCUUUUAUGCCCGUUCGCAUUGGGCCAUAGAAACUCUCUUGGGCACGCCUGAGUUCGAAGGACUCCAGUGGACUUCGCUUCAGCCCAAUUCUUUCGCUCCGACUUACCUUCAGACAACUGCCGACUUCAUCAAGCAAUACCGUAAUACCGGGAAACAAGGCAUUCUUAAGCUCGUUGCAUCAGCUGAUGCGCCUGUAGCCAUCGUCGAUCCUUAUGACAUUGGAGUAUUCGUGGCCCACCUGCUGGUUCAACAGGAUCCCACUCCUCACAACAAGGCCAAAUACGUUGUCAACGGGCCUGAGGACAUUUCCGGCCAGCAAAUCGUGAAGCUAGUUGAGAAGCAUAUUGAUACUAAGGUCGAGAAUGUUAUUUUUAAGGAUUUGACUUGGGCCGACGCCAUCGCCGACUAUAGUCAAGACGCAAAGCAAACUAUGUUAAGCCUCAAGGCUUUUCCGGAGCCGCUAUGGCAGGGGCUGUGCUCGACUUCGACAACUAGCAAGGAGUUCCUGGAGCUCGCUGCGCCGAAAUGGACACCUGCUGCAGUUCUGAAGAGAAUGUUGGAAGAGUAGACUCUGGUAACAACAACUUCCGUCAGCGAUGGCGCCCCCUUGUAAUUAUCACAGAUGAAACCGAAAUAUUGAAUAUGUAGAUUUUGUUGAUUCCCAACGUUACCGCUACCAUGAUGCGAUGCGUGCACGAUCUCCGAUGUUUACUAAUGGCAAAUUCGUAUUCUUACAUCCACCCUUUGUUAUGGAUUACU
Xylaria bambusicola is the source of this 1573-nucleotide messenger RNA. RefSeq lists its product as uncharacterized. The transcript has a single exon. The record is from RefSeq and is a predicted model, not a curated record. The coding region runs from base 438 to 1382 and encodes 314 amino acids. NCBI's taxonomy places the organism in Eukaryota, Fungi, Ascomycota, Sordariomycetes, Xylariales, Xylariaceae.